Messenger RNA from Gastrolobium bilobum, 1989 nucleotides. RefSeq lists its product as uncharacterized. The record is from RefSeq and is a predicted model, not a curated record. The transcript has a single exon. Bases 1 to 1989 code for a protein of 662 amino acids. Lineage: Eukaryota; Viridiplantae; Streptophyta; Magnoliopsida; Fabales; Fabaceae.
AUGACCAAUUUCGAAGGCCAGCCUGCCUAUGGUCGAGAAGGACCUAGAAACCCGGCUCAAUCAUACCAAGUUCCUCAUGCAGAAAACCCUGGUAACCUGGUAAACCAGGGGCACCAGGUCACUGAUGGCCAGGAUGCACAAAAUCAUCAAGCACAUGCUGACGGUCAGGAGGGCCGGGUUAUAGCUCAGUAUCAACCGGAUCUUCAAAACAUCCGAGGACGAGUAGAACCUGGCAGAUAUAGGAGGAAGUACAGCAGGGGGCAGUAUAAUAAUAGCUCAUUCACUACUGAAAUAUUAAAUGUUGUCUUCCCAGAGGACUUUGACUCGGCAUGUUUACCGAAAUAUGAUGGGAGCCAAGAUCCGCAGGUGCACAUAGAUGCCUUUGACACGGACAUGUAUAUUCGGGGAAUUGAUGAACCUCUCAUAUCCCGAAUAUUUGCUGUAACAUUGACGGGGGCAGCACAGGCAUGGUUUUCAACCUUGCCUGCUAAUUCCAUCGGAUCCUUUGAGGAGUUCGGACAGAAGUUCCUGUUGAAUUUUGCAACCAGCAAGAAGCAUCCAAAGUCCGAGUUCGCUCUUAGAAAGAUACGACAGCAACCUGGAGAAACCCUCCAAAAAUACCUUAACUGGUUCAAGGACACUGCACUGCAGGUCCCAGGGUUGCAGGAGAAUGUCCACGUCCAUCUCAUUGUCGCAGGUCUGGAUGGUGGAUCCAGACUCGCCAAGUCGGUCUAUAAGGACCCAGUAAAGACAUUGGAGGAGUUUAGAACUCGCUCGAAGAAAUACCUUGAACUAGAGCAAAUGGAGAUUGCAAAUGCGCAAGCUGAUGAAGUCAACAGAACAAGCCCGAGAAGGAGGAGUCCACCCCUGAAGGGAAAAGAACGAGUUGACAGUAAGAAGAAGGAUCAGCGCCAACGAAUCCCGGACAUGAGAGAACGCAUUGGAAGGUACGAUAAGUAUACACCCUUGAAUGCGUCGCGCUCUCAAAUUUGGAGAGAAGUAGCCACGACAGAGAUGAAAAAGGUGGAGAGACCUCGUCCCAUAUUUGACAAAGGAGGAUUAGAUAAGUCCAAAUACUGUGCCUUUCAUGAUGGGCCAGGCCACACCACUGAUCAGUGCUGGGAUCUCCGAGACGCGGUGGAAAAGUUUGUAAGAGACGGUAGAUUACGUCAAUAUGUGAUAAAAACUCAAGGUUCCAAAAAGAACAAAAGGAAGUUGGAAAACAGGAACCGAAGCAAAAGCCCCGUUACUGACAAGAAGAACAGACAAGAUAAGAAUCAGAAAAAUGAUUCCAACUAUGAUGAAUUCCCUGAAGCGAAAUUUGAUUGUAAUGUAAUUAGUGGAGCUUUGGGAGGUGGAAGAGAUACUGUAAGUGCUAGAAGAAAGUACUUGAAAGAGGUACUCUCCAUUCGUGAUCGUCCCAAGUUUAAAGAAGACUCAACCAAGCCAGAUCCACCUCUGUUAUACUUUACCAAGGAGGACAUGCGCGGGGUGCUGCCCAGUCAUGUUGACGGACUGGUAAUCGCAGGGACCCUGGUAAACUGCCGGGUCAGGAAGAUUUUCGUGGAUGCAGGAAGUUGUGCUGACAUCAUACUCUGGGAUGCUUUUAAGAAGAUGAACCUGGAUGAAGAGGACCUCAAACCUUGCAGAACGACGUUGGUAGCCUUUAACGGAGAACAUACGCCUCCUAAAGGUUACAUUGAUCUCAGGUUAACCCUGGGAACAAAAGAAGCGUUCAGAUCGGAACAGGUUAGGUUCAUAGUGGCUGACUUCCCAUCAGAAUACAACAUAAUGCUGGGAAGACCAACUAUACAUCACUGGGACAUGCUGGUUUCUAUAAAACACCAGAAGUUAAAAAUAGUGAGCAAUAAGAAUGAAAUAAUCACUGUUUGUGGAGAUCAGAAGGAAUCCAGAGGUUGUUACUUUGAUACUAUUAAAGAAAAUGAAGGGGGACGUUCGAGCCCACCCCGAAUUUAUGGACCCAUAUGA